AUCGAGCUUCACGACGACGCCAUAUCGCGCGCAGCACCAGCAGAUCCGCCCAUUGGCCCCUCUCCACUCCUCAAAAUCGUGAUCGAUACUCGGCCGCUCAAAAUGGCGUCCAAGAAAGUCACCACCGCGUUCUCGAAGUACACAGUUCAGCCUACUGGCAUCUAUGCGGCGAUUAAUAGGCUCUUCGCGCUCGACCCGAAGCGCUCGACCGGUAUUCCCAUGAACCCGCAAUUCCGCAACCCUCCCCCCGGUGGCCUUGACCCUGCUACCUACGACGAUCCCGUUACGAUCCCCGCCGCCGACAUCGCUGAUAACCCAUACUGGAAGCGCGACGUGCGACGACGAUACCCAAGGCUGUCAACAGUCACCCAGGCCGACGCUGUUGCGCUGCUUCAGGUUGGCAGCGCUGCGGCGCCCAAGCAGGAGCUGAUUGGCGAGGCCGGCUCCAAGCAGCUUGUUGCUGCGCAAGAGGAGGGUGCCAAGGGUCUGGCUGUUGCAUUCGAGAGGAACACUGGCCUGGCAAAGGAUGUGCUCGGGCCUGGCGGCAUGCCACCUCUGCCCCCGCCUCAGCACAUCAGCGAGUCUGGCCACAAGGCCUACGAUUUAGAGAAGGAUCAGUCAUACGGCGAAAACUACCCUUGCAGGACGUUCGCAUAAGCCAUGCGUUGGAGGUUUACCCACACGCGUGGAGGACGAUAGGAGUAUCUGUAAAUACGACCACAGCGUUUUCUUUGUGUGAUGUCAUGUCAAAACAUUUUCCGUCUACAUUGCCCUCUGUUACGCUAGUAUCCGUCCAUCUGCUUGAUGUUUUAAUUCGCCGUUUCUUGUGCUUCAUCCGUCCGUCCAUUUUUGAGAUCGCUUCACUAAAUCAUUGCUUUUGUCAUAGGC
Didymella exigua CBS 183.55 is the source of this 888-nucleotide messenger RNA. Its product is annotated as NADH dehydrogenase 29/21K chain precursor. The coding region runs from base 103 to 657 and encodes 184 amino acids. The record is from RefSeq and is a predicted model, not a curated record. The transcript is spliced from 3 exons. NCBI's taxonomy places the organism in Eukaryota, Fungi, Ascomycota, Dothideomycetes, Pleosporales, Didymellaceae.